Pseudogymnoascus verrucosus is the source of this 1847-nucleotide messenger RNA. RefSeq lists its product as uncharacterized. The record is from RefSeq and is a predicted model, not a curated record. NCBI's taxonomy places the organism in Eukaryota, Fungi, Ascomycota, Leotiomycetes, Thelebolales, Thelebolaceae. The transcript has a single exon. Bases 393 to 1748 code for a protein of 451 amino acids. Gene Ontology annotation, molecular function: carboxylic ester hydrolase activity.
CAAACGCCGCCGCGGGCCGUAGUUGUAUGUUGGAUUCAGGAGGGUCAAAAUAACCUUUCGCUCCACAUCCCGGUUUAGGCUUGGCAACAAUUGGCCACGCAAUUUAUCCGCCUCUCCAAAUUGUGAUGCAUCUUCCCUUGCUGCGCCGCAAGACAACUAACGUCAAGCUAAACUAAGACCAUAGCCAUUUGUUGCUGCCUAAUCCCUGUCUGAUCAGCUGUUACAAGGACGCUGUAGAGGCAUUCCGUUUCAUCCGAAACGUUUAACUGACAAAGCCGUUGCUCUUCCGCGUGGCCCUCUGUCAGAGUCGUGCAUCUCAGUGCAAAAGCCCUCGUAACCCCAAACAAUAACAUUUUCUUGCUGUGUCCCAAAGUUCCAACUAAUCCGCUGCUAUGGCCUUCUCCAAAGUCGCAUCGCUACUCCAGUCUCUCGUCGACGCUGUCAUAGGAAAGGAGCCUAAAAUACAAUGGACCCUAGACAACCCCUCCACGGUCGGCAAGAAAAUUGUCGAACUUCUUGAAGCAGGCUCCUACCAAGACCUGCGCAAUCUCUUAACCCGUCGCAUUCGCUGGCUCCUGUCGACUAAUAAGCUGGAAACAUCAUGGAAAUCUGUACUCGAUUCACAGGGCAAAGUGGUAUCCGUUGGGGAAGGCGAGGUUACCAAGAGCGGUGACGUGACAAUCGUGCGCUUCCCGCUCGUUCUCGAAAAGAUUGCUGUAAAAGUGGUCGUCCGUAUCAGCACUAGUGGCUACGUGACAUCCAUCCGCGCAGUCCCUGACCACUCCAAUGUGCCUUGGUCGCCGCCGGAUUAUGUUGAUGAGUCGUUGUUUGAGGAGUCAGAAGUUACGCUCGGAGCCGACGAUCGCGAUGUCCCCGCAAGCCUCGUCCUCCCUCACAGCCCAUGCGCAGCGAUUAUAAUGCUCCAAGGUUCUGGCGCUGCUGACCGCAACUCCUCAGUGGGGCAACUUAAACCCUUCAAGGAUCUGGCAUGGGGUCUGGCAUCAAAAGGCAUAGCCAGCGUACGUUUCGACAAGGCAGCUUUUGCGCACGCAGAAAGACUCAGUGAGAAUAUUACACUAGAAGACGAGUACAUAUACCACGCUCGCGCGGCCAUCGCGCUUUUGCGCUCGCGAUCUGAGGUCGCGGGAUUGCCAGUCUUUAUACUUGGGCACAGCCUCGGUGGUUGUAUUGCUCCACGUGUUGGAAAGGAGGAGCCUUCAAUCGCGGGACUUGUGAUACUCGCUGGAUUGACGGAGGCAUUGCAGAGAUCUGCGAUUCGGCAAAUGAAGUACAUUAAUACGUUGAAGGAUAAGACGUACCAUGUUUCGGAGGCCGUUCUAGACGCCGCAGCAAAACAAGCUGAGCUUGUUGAAAGUCCUACCCUCAGUCUCUCGACGCCGACAUCGAAACUUCCUUUCGCAGUGCCUGCAUCAUAUUGGCUUGAUAUUAGGAAUUAUAAUCCUGUCUCCACCGCCGCAGGGUUGGGGAAGCCAAUGUUGAUAAUGCAAGGAGGAAGGGACUAUCAGGUUACGCUAAAGGACGACUUUGAGGGCUGGAAGAAAGGAUUGGAUGAAAUUAUGGGGAUAGAGUUCAAAGUUUACGAUGAUAUGAACCAUAUGUUUCGGAAGGGGAAGGGGAUGUCAUCGCCGGAUGAAUAUAAUGUGGUAGGGGGCCACGUCGAUGGAGAUGUGGUGGAGUAUAUUUCGAGGUGGAUUACUCAACUGACCUUGCCCCGUUCGUCUAGUUAGGGAAACACUAUAGGUACACUUAUCCCGAUUUCCUGAUUGUAGGGUUUCCUAUGGUGUAAUCAUUACUAUUUUAUGACCUAAUUAUGCCUCAUGUAAACA